Messenger RNA from Struthio camelus australis, 3745 nucleotides. Lineage: Eukaryota; Metazoa; Chordata; Aves; Struthioniformes; Struthionidae. The record is from RefSeq and is a predicted model, not a curated record.
AUGAACCCUAAUCUCCAACUCAACACUGUGUACUUCAGCUCAGAUACCAAACAGAUGCUAGAGAGAAAGAUAGAAGGCAAAUUAGAAGGAGCAGUGAAGCCAGCCUUUUGUUGUUCUUCCUAUGUUGAACAGGAACGUAAAGGGACAGCAAAAGUAGAUUUCUUGAAGAAAAUUGAAAAAGAGAUUCAGCAAAAGUGGGAUGAUGAGCGAGUCUUUGAGAUUAAUGCUUCGGAUGGGCUGAACCAGAAGAGCAAAGGAAAGUACUUUGUCACCUUUCCAUAUCCCUACAUGAAUGGCCGCCUUCACCUGGGACACACGUUUUCUUUAUCCAAAUGUGAGUUUGCAGUUGGGUAUCAGAGGCUGAAAGGAAAGAACUGUUUGUUCCCAUUUGGUCUACACUGCACCGGGAUGCCUAUAAAGGCUUGUGCAGAUAAGCUAAAAAGAGAAAUGGAAUUAUAUGGCUGCCCACCUGAAUUUCCUGAUGAGGAGGAAGAGGAGGAGGAAAAUUCUACCAAAAAAGAGGAAGAGAUUAUCAUCAAAGACAAAGCAAAGGGCAAAAAGAGUAAGGCUGCUGCCAAGACGGGCUCUUCUAAAUACCAGUGGGGAAUCAUGAAGUCUUUGGGUCUUUGUGACGAAGAAGUAGUCAGUUUUUCUGAAGCUGAGCAUUGGUUAGAUUAUUUCCCUCCCCUUGCUGUCCGGGACCUGAAAAGCAUGGGAUUGAAGGUGGAUUGGAGACGUUCUUUCAUUACCACAGAUGUUAACCCAUUUUAUGAUUCCUUUGUCCGAUGGCAAUUCCUUACUUUAAGAGAAAGAAAUAAGAUUAAGUUUGGGAAGCGAUAUACAAUUUAUUCUCCAAAAGAUGGGCAGCCUUGCAUGGAUCAUGACAGGCAAACAGGAGAGGGUGUUGGACCACAAGAAUAUACUCUAAUAAAAAUGAAGGUGCUAGAUCCUUAUCCUGCAAAAUUAAGUGGCCUGAGAGGAAAAAAUAUCUUCUUGGUGGCUGCUACGCUCAGGCCAGAGACCAUGUUUGGACAGACUAACUGCUGGGUUCGACCAGAUAUGAAGUACAUUGGCUUUGAAACUGUGAAUGGAGAUAUUUUUAUCUGUACUCAAAGAGCUGCCAGGAACAUGUCCUACCAGGGCUUUACAAAAGAUAAUGGAGUUGUACCUGUUGUCAAGGAGCUGAUGGGAGAAGAGAUUCUUGGCGCUGCACUUUCUGCACCCUUAACUUCCUACAAAGUUAUAUUUGCUCUUCCCAUGCUCACAAUUAAGGAAGAUAAAGGAACUGGAGUGGUAACAAGUGUUCCUUCCGAUUCGCCUGAUGACAUCGCAGCCCUGAGAGAUUUGAAAAAAAAACAGGCUUUGAGGGUGAAGUAUGGCAUCAAAGAUGAAAUGGUCCUGCCAUUUGAACCGGUGCCCAUCAUUGAAAUCCCAGGCUAUGGCAACCUCUGUGCUCCAUUUGUCUGUGAUGAGCUCAAAAUCCAGAGUCAAAAUGACAGAGAGAAACUUGCUGAGGCCAAGGAGAGAGUAUACCUGAAGGGAUUUUAUGAGGGAGUAAUGUUGGUGGAUGGGUUCAAAGGACAGAAAGUUCAAGAUGUCAAGAAACUUAUUCAGAAGAUGAUGGUGGAUAAUGAUGAAGCCAUGAUUUAUAUGGAACCUGAGAAACAAGUUAUGUCAAGGUCUGCAGAUGAGUGUGUUGUGGCCCUUUGUGACCAGUGGUAUUUGGAUUAUGGUGAAGUGAGCUGGAAGAAGCAGGCAUCAGAGUGCUUGAAACAUCUAGAGACGUUUUGUGAAGAGACUAGGAGAAAUUUUGAAGCUACUUUCAAUUGGCUGCAAGAGCAUGCGUGCUCCAGGACAUACGGCCUAGGUACCCGUUUGCCUUGGGAUGAGCAGUGGCUGAUAGAAUCGCUCUCUGACUCGACUAUCUACAUGGCUUAUUACACUGUUGCUCAUCUGUUACAGGGAGGUAACCUGAGAGGCCAAGGAGAAUCUCCCCUAGGCAUUAGGGCACAUCAAAUGAGCAAAGAAGUUUGGGAUUACAUCUUCUUCAAGACAGCUCCAUUCCCUAAGACAGAGAUUCCAAAAGAAAAACUGGACAAGCUAAAAGAAGAGUUUGAAUUUUGGUAUCCUGUGGAUCUCAGAGUUUCUGGCAAAGAUCUUGUUCCAAAUCACCUGUCAUACUACCUCUAUAGCCAUGUGGCUAUGUGGCCAGAAAGAGAAAAGUGGCCAGUAGCUGUGAGAGCAAAUGGACAUCUCCUUCUCAAUUCUGAAAAGAUGUCUAAAUCUACAGGCAACUUUCUUACCUUAGCUCAAGCUGUUGACAAGUUUUCUGCAGAUGGCAUGCGUUUAGCAUUGGCUGAUGCUGGAGAUACUGUUGAAGAUGCCAACUUUGUGGAGGCCAUGGCAGAUGCUGGUAUUCUGCGUCUCUACACAUGGGUGGAGUGGGUAAAGGAGAUGAUUGGAAAUAGAGACAGUUUAAGAAGUGGUCCUGCCAACACCUUCAAUGACAGAGUCUUUGCCAGUGAAAUCAGUGCAGGUAUAAUGAAGACGGACCAAAAUUAUGAGAAGAUGAUGUUUAAAGAAGCUCUCAAAACUGGCUUCUUUGAAUUUCAGGCAGCAAAAGACAAGUAUCGUGAGCUGGCUAUAGAAGGAAUGCACAGGGACUUGGUGUUCCAGUUUAUUGAAGUUCAGACUCUGCUACUGGCUCCUAUCUGUCCCCACUUAUGUGAGCACAUCUGGUUGCUGCUGGGGAAGCCUGAUUCCAUCAUGAGAGCCUCAUGGCCAAUUAUAGGUCCUGUGGAUGAGGUGUUAAUUCGGUCUUCUCAGUACCUCAUGGAAGCAGCUCAUAACCUGCGACUCAAUCUCAAGAACUACAUGGCACCAUUUAAAGGAAAGAAAAGUACUAAGGAGCCUUCCCAGAAGCCUUCUCACUGUACCAUCUAUGUGGCAAAGAACUACCCUCCCUGGCAACACACCACCUUAUCAGUUCUGCGAAAGCACUAUCAGGUCAGUGGAGGUCAGCUGCCAGAUAAUAAAGUAAUUGCCAGCGAGCUGAGCACCUUGCCAGAACUGAAGAAAUAUAUGAAGAAGGUUAUGCCUUUUGUUGCCAUGAUUAAGGAGAAUCUGGAGAAGAAUGGUUCACGUGUUCUUGAUCUGGAGCUGGAAUUUGAUGAACGGGCGGUGCUCAUGGAGAAUAUAGUUUAUUUGACAAAUUCCCUGGAGCUAGAUCAUAUUGAGGUGAAGUUUGCUUCUGAAGCAGAAGAUAAAAUAAAAGACGACUGCUGUCCUGGAAAACCAUUUUCAACUUUCAGAACUGAGCCCAGUGUAUCUGUGUUUAUGGUGAACCCUCAACCAUCAAAUGGCCACUUCUCUACAAAAAUAGAAAUCAGACAAGGAGAUAGUAGGGACACAGUGAUCAGGCGCUUAAUGAAGAUGGACAGAGGAAUCAAAGAUCUCUCUAAAGUGAAGCUGAUGAGGUUUGAUGAUCCUGUACUUGGACCACGCCGUGUUCCAGUCCUUGGUAAAGAAGAAGUGGAGAAAACUCCUAUUUUAGAGCAAGCAAUUUUCCAUAUUGACCUGACCGAGAAACAUGUUCACAUUACUGAGAAUGGUCUGACAAAGGAUGUUGGCGACACAAUUGUUUAUCUAGUUCAUUAAGUUGGCACAUGCCUGGUUUGAUCAUUGACAUUGAGAAAGUUCGUAGAGUGACUUUGAAAGCAUCUGUAAUAAACCAAGAUGAAUAUUU